GCACAGCAGGAGUAACAUGGCGGCACAGUUAGCCAGCAGAAAUGUUGUUUCACUACCGCGAAGGUCAGAGCGGCGUCUGAUAAACGGAAUUUAACAACGAGGACACAGCCUAAAGUAUUAAAUCCAGGGAGACGCGGAUGAUGCUUAAAGGUUUCCUAGCAUUACCGUCUUGCUGCAAUGGCCUGAGGGAAUCUCUGGACUGAAACCAAGACGCUGAUAUGCAUUGAGGAUGAGUGGAGUCGGUGAAAACUCAUCUGACCCUGCCAGGGCAGAGUCGCGAAAACGCAAAGAAUGUUCUGCCGAACUUUUAGGACCCAGUCCAAAGCGGAGCAACGAGAAGCGCAACCGCGAGCAUGAGAACAAAUACAUCGAAGAGCUCGCCGAGCUGAUCUUCGCCAACUUCAAUGACAUCGACAACUUCAAUGUCAAGCCUGACAAAUGUGCAAUCCUGAAGGAAACUGUGAAACAGAUCAGACAAAUAAAGGAGCAAGAAAAAGCUGCAGCAGCAAAUGAGGAGGAGGUACAGAAGGCUGAUGUCUCAUCAACAGGCCAAAGUGUGAUUGACAAAGAUGCCUUGGGACCAAUGAUGCUGGAGGCCCUGGAUGGCUUCUUCUUUGUGGUGAACAUGGAGGGUAACAUCGUGUUCGUGUCUGAAAAUGUGACCCAGUACUUGCGCUACAACCAGGAGGAGCUGAUGAACACCAGUGUCUACAGCGUGCUUCACGUCGGGGAUCACGCUGAGUUCAUCAAGAACCUGCUGCCCAAAUCCCUCGUGAAUGGGGUCCCAUGGUCCAGUGACGGUCCGAGGAGGAACAGUCACACGUUCAACUGUCGAAUGCUGGUCAAUCCCCACAGCGACAACCAGGACGAGCCGCACGAGCAUGAGCCUCAGCAGCAGAAAUACGAGACCAUGCAGUGUUUCGCCGUUUCAGAGCCGAAAUCCAUCAAGGAGGAAGGAGACGACUUUCAGUCGUGCCUGAUCUGUGUGGCUCGCAGGGUGCCCAUGAAGGAAAGACCCAUGCUUCCCACGCAUGAGAGCUUCACCACGCGCCAGGACCUGCAAGGUAAGAUAACAUCCCUGGAUACAAGUCUGCUGCGGGCGUCCAUGAAGCCGGGCUGGGAGGAUCUGGUGAGGCGCUGCAUCCAGAGGUUCCACCUGCAGAAUGACGGAGAGAUGUCUUUUGCAAAGAGACAUCAGCAGGAAGUGCUGCGCCAUGGCCAGGCAUUCAGCCCCAUCUACCGUUUCUCCCUCUCUGACGGCACCAUCGUGUCAGCGCACACCAAGAGCAAACUGGUGCGCUCACCAGCCACCAAUGAACCCCAGCUCUACAUGUCCCUGCACAUUCUUCAGAGGGAGCAGACAGUAUGUGGAAUGGGCCAGGACAUGGGUCCUGGCAGUCAGGCCACAGGGAUGGCUCCCAAACCAAUGAACUCCUCCACUCCCUCCAUGACUCCUCCUACCCCAGGCAGUUUGCCAGGCUCAGGGCCUCAGGGCCAAGACACUACCAUCAGCAGCAACAGCACGCCUUUUUCCUCUCCAGGCCCGGCUGGCCCCAGAGAACCAGCAGCCAUGGGGGGUCAUAUGCAGGGCUACCGUUUUGGCUGUCCCCCACCACACAACCAUACUGGGGGCAUGCAGCCGCCACAGCAGGGCCCCAACUGGAGGAUGAACAGCCCCUCUCGCGCUAGCCCCAGCCCAGCUGGUGGGCCCCAUCCACCUCAACAGAACUCUAUGCUGUCGCCCAGGCACCGCGGUAGUCCUGGGGGGGCAGGCAGCCCUCGUGUAGCUGGAGGCUUGCACUCACCCUCCCCAGUAGGGAUGUGUAGUGCAGGGCCUGGAGGUGCAGGUAGUAGCAGCACAACUAGCACCCAUGCUAACAGCUACACUAGCAGUUCUCUGUCAGCUCUACAGGCCCUUAGUGAGUGCCACGGUGUCGGACACGGGCAUGGGCCCCCUCAUGCACACACACUGGGGUCUCCUGAUCGAAAGAUAGGCUCCCCAGCUGGUGUGACACCAGGGUCAGGGGUGAACACUCAUCUGAUGUCAAAACUCGGAGGCAGUGGUACUGCCAGUGGUGCAGGGGACUCAUUUGGACCUCACACCGAGGUGGGUCAGGGGCACACCCAGGGCCAGGCAGAGAGCAACUUAGCUGAGCCCAAGGAGGAGAGGGAAGGGCCCACAGAGGGCCAUGACGCUCACAAUCGUCUGUAUGACAACAAGGGCCACACCAAGCUACUGCAACUGCUCACCACCAAGCCAGAGCCUCUGGAGACGCCCCUGUCACCUGGCGCAGGAGGUGAGGGCAAGGACCAGGCUGGGACUGGGGUCCGAGGUGGGCACACUGGGGGUAACACUCAUGCUACAUCCCUCAAGGAAAAACACAAGAUCCUCCACCAACUGCUUCAGAACAGUACGUCUCCAGUAGACCUGGCCAAACUCACUGCAGAGGCAACAGGCAAAGAGCUGGGCCAAGAUCAAGCCCAGGGCACGGGAAGUACAGCUUCUGGAGGAGAAAUUGCUACAAAGCAGGAGCCCUUGAGCCCCAAAAAGAAGGACAAUGCCCUGCUACGCUACCUACUGGAUAAGGAUGACACUGUAAUGAAGGACAAGGUCCCUAAACUGGAGCCUGGGGAGGUGAAGGUGGAAGGGGGCAAACACCCUCUUGUCAAGACGGAGAAACAAGACACAGGAUACGACAGGGCUGAACAGUCGUCGGAACUGGAUGACAUCCUGAACGACCUGCAGAAUGCUCAGCCGCAGCUUUUCUGUGAGCCACGGCCCGUUUCGUUGCCCAGUCCCAUGGACAAACAGAACAUCAUCAAUGACAUUCUGCAGAUGUCCGAGACCAAUCCUGCCAUGGCCGCACAGCAGCAACACAGGGGCAUCGGGACUGGUAUGAGCCCAGCGAACUUUACAGGUGUCCGACCGAGUCAGCCCGGCCGGGGUCUACCUGUGAGGAGCGUGUCUCUGGACAUGAAUGUGUCCCCCCAGCAGCCCUCUUUACAGUACCCCAUAAGGGCCACUAGCCCAUACACGAUUAUGCAGCAGCAACAGCAGCAAGGCAUGGUGGGAAGUCACGGCAUGAUGGCUAAUCAGGCCGGUUUGGUCAACACAGGAUUGAUGGCUCCAGGUGGUCCGAGGCCAGGCAUGCAGCAGCAGGAGGGUUGGGUGGGUUCAGCCUCUGCACCUCCUCUGGGAGCGUCCGGCCCCGGGCAGCAAGGUCCCAUGCAGGGCAGGAUGGGGCCGAACGGUGCGCCUAUGAGGCCCAACAGCCAGCCAGGGCCCCGGCAGAUGCUCCAAUCCCCAAUGAUGGCAAACGCUCAACCUGAUAUGGACAUUGGUAUGGUCAGCCACCAUUUCUCCCAACAACAGGCUCCACCCAACCAGACAGCCCCCUGGCCAGACAGCAUGAUGCCCAUCGACCAGACAGCUUUUGUAAAUCAGACCAGGCCGGUGCACUCUGCGCCCCAGGAUGAGUUGCUGUGUAGCACGGGACUCGCCUCAGGUGAUGGCAGUGCAGUAGACGAGGGGGCCCUAAUGUCCCAGCUGUACACCGCACUAAAAGAUUUUGAUGGUCUGGAGGAGAUUGAUCGUGCUCUGGGGAUCCCAGCUCUGGUAGAACAAAAUCAAACACUGGAGCCAGACCAGUUCCCCCAGGACCCCUCCAUGAUGAUAGACCAAAAGCCUCCCAUGUACACCCAGCAAUUUGGUCCCCCGCCAUCCCACAUGGCCCAAAGGGGCUACCCUGGUGCCCCCAUGCAAGAGCCAGGCUUCCACCCCAUGUCUGGCCAGAUAGGUCCACGCCCGGGUUACCCCAUGAUGAGGAUGCAGGCCCGGCCCGGUCUCAGGCCCACUGGGGUCGUCCCCAACCAGCCCAACGCACUACGACUACAGCUUCAGCACCGGCUACAGUCACAGCAGAACCGUCAGCCCAUGAUGACUCAGAUGAGUAGUGUGUCAAAUGUGAACCUACCUCUUAGAGCCAGUGCUCCAAACCAGGGGACCAUCAACGCUCAGAUGUUGGCACAGCGUCAGCGGGAGCUGCUGAGUAAUCACCUGAGACAGAGGCAGCAGCAGCAGCAGCAGGCCCAGCAGGUCCAGCAGCAGAGGAGCAUGGCCAUGAGGGCCCAGGGCCUCAACCUGCCUCCCAACAUGGCCGCCGGAGGCAUGAGUAAUCCCCGGAUCCCCCAGGCCAACCCCCAGCAGUUCCCCUACCCGCCCAGCUACGGUACCAGUACAGGCCUGGCCUCGCCACCUCCCCCUACCAGCCCUUUCUCCUCCCCUCUCUCCCCCAGCCUGCCCUCUCUCCCCCCCAACCCUCAGCUCCACAUGCAUGGCACCUCCUCCUCUUCCUCCACCUCCUCCUCCUCCUCACAGAUGAUGAUGGGAAACACAAACAUGAUGGGCGGACAGUACGGGGCCGUACUCAGCCCCCAAAUGCAGCACAGUGCCUUUCAGUUUCCCAACUCAGGUAUGAGCCAACAGGCAGAUGGAGGUUUUGGAGGUCCCGGCGCACCGCAGAGCCCCCUGCUUUCCCCCCGCAUGGCCCACACACAGUCCCCAAUGAUGCAGCAGGGCCAAGGAAACGCUGCUUUCCAGGGCUCCCCUGACAUGAACGGCUGGCCACAGGGCAACAUGGCAGGCAACAGCAUGUUCUCACAGCAGCAGGCGUCACCGCAGUUCACCCAGCAGAGUAACAGCAACAUGUACAACGGCAACGGCAUGAACCUCAACAAUGUCUCCAUGGCCAGCAACAUGGCAACCAGCAGCAUGGGCCAGAUGGCUGGACAGAUGAGUGUCACGUCCAUGGCCUCAGGGCCCUCACCCGGCUUGCCCUCCAUGGGGCAAGAACAGAAAUACUGUUGACCCUCAUGGAGUUUGUAACCUCAGUGAUCAGCUGGUGCAAGGAGCGCGUCGGCCCUUUAAAAAUUGUACAUGUAACCAACCGACUGCCCCUUGAACCAGCCAGGCCGUGCCCUGACCCCCCGUCUCCCCAGCCCCGAGUUUGCCGUCUGUCCCAGCUGGGCCUCCUCGCCGGUCCCGGAGGAGCCCGGCCGGCCCGAACAGACACCGGAGAGUGAAGAGGUGCUGGGGAGGGAUGGCGGAUCUCUGUCCAACAUGCCUAACCCUCCUGGAGGAGAGCCUUGUGAUGAGCCAGUCUGUCUGCCUGUCCAGCUGCAUUCACCGUAGUGUGACUUACUGUAGGCCUCCUGGUGGGGGACACUGACCCAAGGGGGGCAGCAGUGGGUGGGAUCCCUUGUUCUGAUGAAUGUAUUCCUCUCAGUGGACAGCGGCCAUUUACAAUCUCAUCUCAAAAAAAAAAAAGACGUACACUGAUUUUUUUUUUUCUUUUCUCACACGUUUGUGACAUUUCCACAUAGUUCCAAAAUGGCAGCAAAGACUCCAAGUUAUGUUCAGAUUCACGGAUGGAGCUCAAACACUUAGCCGGUUUUGCCUUUUUGCUGUUCUUUAUUUUAUUAUUAUUUUAGUUGUUGUUGUUUUUUUUUCUUUUUUUUUUUUCUUGUUGUGAGAAUUAAGAUGUAGAAUGAAGAUAUGGUUGAAAAAACUGAUCUUGAAAAACACUGCAGAAGAAUGGUUUGAGUGGAAUGGUGAUUUGUAUGAUUAGACUAAUCUAGUCAAGAGGUUUAUAUAGUGUAUUAAAUUAAGUUUUAUUUUUCUGUAUAGAUUCAUUUUAAUUAUUGUAGAUGAUUGUUUAUCCUAGUAGCAGCAAGAGAAAAAAAAGAUUUCUAAAAGUGUGAAAGAGGCACUUUUUUUUAUAAUUUUAACAGUAAUGGUUGUAUUCUUUCUGAGAAGAUUCUUCUAUUAACCUGAAUAAUGGAUUAUACUUUGGUCCUGUAGUUUCAGAAGAAGAUGUCAAAAUCAUAUAUGGUUUAAAAAUGAAUUACAGAGAUUGUACAUACCAAUAAGUAAAACAAUUUCUUUCCUAUUUAUUUUAUUCCUUUAGGGUUUGGUUCCCCCGUCUGGUCACAACUGCCUCUUGAAGCAGAGUAUUUUUUGUUUUUGGGAAGUGGAUUGGGAGCCUUCUGACGUUCUGGUACGAUGCAGACAGGGGCGGGAGGAAGGGAGGGGGUCGUAAGGGGGUGUGCUGUGUAUACAGUGUACAGAUUAUCGCUUGCUUCUCUGCCUUUAGCAUAGAACACCACAAAAAAUGAAAAAACAAAAAACAAAUUCAACACAGCCAUACGAUAACUCAAAAAAAUAACAGAAGUGUGCUUUCUAUGUUGUCUGGAGUGAAAAAUGCUUCAUACAAGCUGCUAGGUGCAAACUGUCCUGGUGUGAUGUAAACAAGCAAUAACGAUUACUUGAGAAUCUCUUGGGGUUUUUUUGUGUUUUUGUUUUUGUAAUUUUUGUACAGUUUCCUGAAUAAAAAGGAUACAUUUUUGCUCCACGUUUGGAUGCAGUAUUAAA
Plectropomus leopardus (leopard coralgrouper) is the source of this 6430-nucleotide messenger RNA. It is a transcript of the gene ncoa2, whose product is annotated as nuclear receptor coactivator 2. Gene Ontology annotation, molecular function: nuclear receptor binding; protein dimerization activity. The record is from RefSeq and is a predicted model, not a curated record. Gene Ontology annotation, biological process: positive regulation of transcription by RNA polymerase II; cellular response to hormone stimulus. NCBI's taxonomy places the organism in Eukaryota, Metazoa, Chordata, Actinopteri, Perciformes, Serranidae. Gene Ontology annotation, cellular component: nucleus.